CUAUCCCGAGGCUCCCUGCCACGCAGAACUCUGCUUCCUCUCUUGGUUCUAUGACCAGAAUCUGUCCCCUGACGAGCAUUACCAUGUCACCUGGUUCUUAUCCUGGAGCCCCUGCCCCACCUGUGCAGAGGAGGUGGUCAGAUUCCUGAGGGAAUACAGGAACGUGACGCUGAGCAUCUCCACCGCCCGCCUCUACUACUUCUGGCUCCCAGAUUUCCAGGACGGGCUUCACAGGCUAUGGACUGCAGGAGUCCACCUGCACAUCAUGUCCUUUGAAGAUUAUGAAUACUGUUGGGACAACUUUGUGGACCACAGGGGGAUGCGCUUCCAGAGUCGGAAUCUAUUAAGAGAUAAUGAUUUGCUGGCCACAGAGCUUGAGAAUAUUCUUAGAACCACAAUGAAUCCACUACAAAAAGAAAUAUUCUUCUAUCAGUUCGGCAACCAACCCCGGGCCCCAAAGCCCUACCACCGGAGGACGACCUACUUGUGCUACCAGCUGAAGCCACAUGAAGGCCCCAUAAUUGCCAGAGUCUGCCUUCAAAACAAGAAGAAGCGCCAUGCAGAAAUUCGCUUUAUUGACAAUAUCAAGGCACUACGACUGGACACAUCCCAGAGAUUCGAAAUCACCUGCUAUGUCACGUGGAGCCCCUGCCCCACCUGUGCGAAGGAACUGGUUGCGUUUGUCAGAGACCACCGCCACAUCAGCCUGCGGCUCUUUGCCUCCCGCCUGUAUUUCCACUGGCUCAGGGAGAAUAAGAAGGGGCUGAAGCGUCUGCACGCAUCCAGGAUCCCAGUGGCUGUCAUGAGCUCCCUGGAGUUUGAGGACUGCUGGAAGGAGUUUGUGGACAACCAGGGCAAGCCUUUCCAGCCCUGGAACAAGCUGGAACAGUACAGUGAAAGCAUAACCCGUCGGCUCCGGAAGAUCCUUGAGCCACAGAAUGAUUUAGAGAAUGAAUUCAGAAAUUUGCAACUUCAAUGACCAUCAACCCCCUACCCCGUUCCUGGAGCAGUCUUGAUGCUUCAUAAACUGCUGACUUUUAGGAGCAACUUGUGAGUUCCACAGGCAUACCUGAGCCUCCCCCGAGUCCAGAAAACCUUCCUUGCCUCCUUCAUUCUUUUGUUUCUUUUUUUUUUUCUUAAAUAAGUGGGUAUAUAUUUUUAUAACUGAAAAGAUAAAAAUAAUUUUUAAGUUUGUAAAACUUGGGUUAUUUUCUAAAAGGGAGAUCAGGACUUUCCCUCAUAAAAAAUGAGUAUAAAGGACUUUUUAUCCUACUGCACCAAGAAAAAAACGUAUUUGAGAAUUCCCUCUAAAGUCUAGAAUAGUUGGGGGCGCCUGGGUGGCUCAGUUGGUUGGGCGACUGCCUU
This is a messenger RNA of Leptonychotes weddellii (Weddell seal), 1365 nucleotides long. The record is from RefSeq and is a predicted model, not a curated record. NCBI's taxonomy places the organism in Eukaryota, Metazoa, Chordata, Mammalia, Carnivora, Phocidae.